CAAGUCGCCUUCUCAGUGGACGCAACAAUGUCAACCACGACAGUUUCAACAAGUUUGUAUGUUCACAUAAACGACCUGGGUUGUUAUGGGCUUGAGUCAUAUCUCUAAAAACUGGAUGUGACCCUGUGACCCCUGGUUGCCAGGGAGAGAGCGGUGGGGCCAUGGCUACUGGGGCUGCUGUUGGGGAGAGCCAACUCCAGAGGAUUAUCCGAGAUCUGCAUGAGGCUGUUGCAGAGCUUGCGAAGGAAUACAGGGAAAGUGGGGAGCCUAUCACAGAUGACAGCACCAACCUGCACAAAUUCUCCUACAAGCUGGAGUACCUGCUACAGUUUGACCAGAAGGAGAAGACCACCUUUCUUGGUACAAAGAAGGACUAUUGGGAUUACUUCAAUGACUGUCUGGCUAAGAUCAAAGGGGCCAAUGAUGGGAUCCGCUUUGUCAAAUCCAUCACUGAACUGAAGACGUCUCUGGGGAAGGGACGAGCAUUCAUUCGCUACUCCCUCGUACAUCAGCGACUGGCUGACACACUGCAGCAGUGCCUAAUGAACCACAGAGUCACCAGUGACUGGUACUAUGCAAGAAGUCCCUUCCUGAAGCCCCACCUUAGUGUUGAUAUCAUCAAUCACCUGUAUGAACUCAAUGAGGUCCAGUUUGAUGUCGCUUCCAGAGGGCAUGAUCUUGAUGCCUCUUGGCCCACUUUUGCAAGGAGGACACUGGGAAGUGCAAACUCACCUGGCCACAUGUGGAAACCACCCAGUCGCAGUUCCAGCAUUAACAGUCUGGCCAGUACCUACUCCCAGCAAGCACCUGAGUUUCCCUCUAGCCCUGACUAUGGUCAUGGCCUGCUGAAUGACCUGAAUGAGUCCCUGCCUGCCUGCACUGAAGAUGUCAGCACAGUUGAGGACCUUCGCCUAGAGCUGGACCAGUCAGAGCUGAAGCAGCGGGAACUCCUUGAUAAAGUGCAGCAGCUGGGCGAGGAGGCUGCUGAGCUCAGGGGCGUAGUCGUGGAGCUGCAGAGGCAGCUGGAUGUGUCGCUUGCUGCCCAAGAGGAGCAACAGGGCUUGCAGUCAGAACUCAAGGCUAGGAAAGGGAGAGAGGAGUCCAUGUCCAGAGAGAUGGAAGCACUCAGGACUAGGGAGAAAGCCAUGGAGGCUGAACGGCGCCUGCUCCAAGAAAAGUUGGCAGUAACUGAUGCAAAGAACAUAGAGCUCAUGGCCAAGUUGGAUGGGGUUCUGAGUGAGAAGGGCCAACAGGCAGCCAACUACUUUGAUUCAGCACAAAAGAUACACGAGUUGCUGGACAGACUGAAAGAGGCAGAGAAAGGGAAAAUGGAAGCUGUUGCAGAGGUAGAGGAGAAGAGGAGGCAGGCAGCAAGGCUAGAGGAAGAGCUGAGACUCAAGGAGGCGGCUGUAAAUGAAGGUGAAACAAAGUUUGGAGCAUUAGUUACGUCGACCUCUGAGGAGAGGAACAAGUUGGAGGCAAAAAUGGAAGAACAGUGCAGUGCCCUUGACAAGCUGCAGGGGGCAUUGACUUUGAGAGAGAAGGAGGCGAACAACCUACAAAGGCAGCUGCAGGACCUCCAAAGAGCUCUAGAGGAGAAAGAAAAAGAGAUGGAGGUGGUGAAGAGGACGGUACAAGAAGAUAAGGAUGAAAUGCAGAAGAAUGUUGGAGGCUUAAGAGAGACUUUAGAAUUAGAAGUCAGUGCUCUAAAAGAUCAGGUUGAAAGGAAAGACACAGAGCUAACCUCCACCUGCAAGACACUACAACAGCUAGAAGCCAAGUACCAAAGCCUCAACAUGGAAAAGGAGAAACUGACAACUAGUGUUGCCGAGCUGGAGGGUAACGUCAAAGAAAAGACCACGAAGAUAGAAGAUUACAAGACACAGUGCGCAAAUUUAAUGGAACUGAAUGAGAAGCUGCUGAUCACGGUGAAGAAAAACGAGGAGUUGAAGAAGGAGAUGGCAGACAACAGAGCAUCGCUUGAAGCUGAAUUAGCAACUCUAAGGGCUUCAGAGAAACAGCUCCGAGGCCUGCUGGAUGAUACCAAGGUGACAGUGGAUGAAAAAGAGAAGCGGUUGCGUGAGGAGAACCGCAUGUUGGAUGAGAGUCUGCAGCGAGCCACCAUGGCCGCAAAGCUCUCCGAGAGUACAUCCAAGCAGCUUGAGCAGGAGAACCAGAGUCUGAGAGAGGAGCAGGACACUGUGAAAGCAGCUCUUAACCGCAUGCAAGCAGACCUGAAGAGUGUUCAUGGGCAGAUCGGUGAGUUGGAGAAGAAUUUAGGAGCUUCACGCAAGAAUGAAGCCAGUCUUCAAGAACAGCUCCAAACCAAAGAGGCAGAGCUAGAGAGCAAAGAGAAGAACCUUGUUGAGCUCCAGUCCAGGUUAAAAACCCUGGAGGCCAGGGAGAAGGAGCUCGAGACGGCCAAAGCUGAUGCAGAAGCAACCUGUGCUAGACAGACAGAAGUGAUCGAAAGGGAGAAGCAGGCAAUGGAGAAAUCUCAGCUGGAGAGGAGUUCUGUCCAAGCAAAGGAAAACCAAGAAGUGACUGGCAAACUGAGUGUGGUUGAGGGCCAGUUGGAGGUAAGCAUGAAGGAAGCGUCCAGGCUCCAGGCAGAGAUCCUGGACCUCAGGGUGCAGGUACAGAGGUCUGAGGAGGAAAAGCUUAAAUCCCAAGCACAGCUGGAGGUGACAGAAGCCCAAAGAGAUGAGCUCAGGACUCUGACCGAGCAGCUUAAAGCUCAGACGGAGGCGCUGAAUCAGAAGCACAUAACGGAGCUUAUGGAGUGCAAAAAGAAAGAAGAGGCGCUGAUUGAACAGCGUGACAGAGAAGUAGCUGCCCAUGCUGAGCUGGCUAUCUCUGUAACUGCUAUCCGAGAAGAGCUGUCCACCUUAAAGGCAGAAAAUGGCAGGUUGGUCCUAGAGAACAGCGAGAUACGUGAGGGUCUGCACAGGGCAAACACAGAGAUGGCCGAGCUGGGGAUGACCAUCUGUAACCUAAGUGCAGAAAAAGAAGAGGCCAGAGAGCACUGGGCAGGCGACGCUGCCAGGAUUGAAGAGCUGGAGAACGAGGUAGAGCGAGUAGAAGAGUGCAUGACAGAACUGCGACUAGAGGCUAACAGACUGAGAGAGGAGCUGACACAGAAGGAGACACUUCCAGGGACAAUCCUGGAGCUCCAGGAUCAGCUGGGAAAGGCCAAGGACCAAGUACAGAGCGUCAAGGAAUCCAGCCAAGAGGAGGUGGAGGCCAUCAAGUUCCAGAUGAGCUCAGAGAGCAUGAAUCAUCAGACCCAGAUGAAGAGUGUGAACGAACAGCUGGACAAGGUGAAAGUCCAGCUGCAGGAGGAGCUGAAGAAUGCAUCCAACUUGCGGGCCAGAGUGUCUGAACUAGAGGCUGAGAAUGAGCAGUACUUGCAGCUAACUGGCGAGAAAGAUGCUCACAUCACAAAGACAGAAGCAACCAUUCGUGAGAGUGAGAGUGAGAUCCAGCAACUGAGAGACGCAGUAAGCAGUGCUGAAGAAGCACACUUGGCUAUGCAAAAGGAAUGCGAGGAAUUGCAGCAGAAACUCAAAACGGUGGAUGCUGACAGGCAAAGCCAGUACCUGAAGAUGGCCGCGGAGAUCGAUGACCUCAACAGAACCAAGACCAACCUUGAAGAGCGGCUCAUUGAGCUUAUCCGGGACAAAGAUGCUCUGUGGCAGAAGUCGGACGCACUGGAGUUUGAGCAGAAACUGCGAGCAGAGGAGCGCUGGUGGUUGCUGGAUAAAGAGGCCACUCACUGCCUGGGCUGCCAGGGCCAGUUCACCUGGUGGCUGCGGAGACAUCACUGCAGGCUUUGUGGUCGUAUCUUCUGUUACUACUGCAGCAACAACUUUGUGAUGACCAAGCACAGCGGGAAGAAGGAGCGCUGCUGCAGGGAAUGUUACACCCAACACAGUGCAGUGGUGGAGAGGUUCACAGAAGCAGAGCUGAGUCCUUCAGAUACCCAACCUCCUCCACCUGGCGCAGGACCUCAUCCACCACCUGAACCAGCCCCUUACAAACCCACCCCUAGGGUAACAGUUUCUGACCCCAGCAACAGAUCUGAUGAUGGCGCUUUCGACAUCAUCACAGAAGAGGAAGUGAAUGGCGUCUACGACAGUGACACCACCUCCCAGACCACAGGAGGCUCACUGGAUGGAGAGCAAGACCGACGGCAUCCAGGAGCACUGGAAAUAGGGACAGGAGAUGUGACCCCUGACGACCCUGAAGAGCACGUACCCACUGUACAGGACUCAGAGAUCAACCUUCUCAAAUCAGGAGAAGUCACGAUGGCUGUUCCUCUCAGUAUCAAUGAUAUUACUCAGUUUGGUGACGGUUCCAGGGAGCUCUUCAUCAAGUCCAGCUGCUACAGUGUGAUUACCGUUGUUGUGAGUGACUGUGGGCCAACCAUCAGCUGGAUGUUUUCCUCUGAGCCCAAAAGCAUCUCCUUUAGUGUGGUUUAUCGGGAAUCCACUGACACUCAGGUGGAACAGUCAAAGGUCCUGAUUCCUCUGACUCGCUGCAAUUCUCAUAAAGAGACAAUUCAGGGUCAGCUGAAAGUCCGUCAUCCCGGCCUCUACACGCUCAUCUUUGACAACUCAUUUUCACGGUUUAUCUCCAAGAAAGUCUUCUACCACCUGACCAUGGAGAAACCCAUAAUCUACGAUGGAAGCGACUUUCCCUGAAGCUGGAUGACACGUGCUCCCACACGGGCGUCAUCAGGAUGUCACUGUGGCUUCAGGGAGACUUAAGAGAUGGCAAUUCAAUGACUUUUUAAUUAAUUCCGUUCUUACCCAAAACCUGCUUUUACCCAAGUAUUUUAUGAUUUUAGAAAUGUUUCUAUAUUAUUUAACUCUGUGGUGUUAGUGUUUUCAGGUGUGCUCUUGUUUUAACUGUAGCUUAAAUGAAGUGAAAAUGAAAGAGAUUUUAAAAAGAGAAACAGAACAAUUGUUUAUGCAAGUUUUAUGUUUUUUUUUUAAUAUACACCAAGUAACUUUACCUUUGGUUCCAUUAGGUUUAAAUUAGUACAUUGUUCAUUUAGAGAAAAUGUCUAAUUUUGGUGUUUCUUUCUGUACAUUUUUGUUGGUCUUAGUUUUGGUUUGGCCUGUCUAUGCAAUUAUCUUGAGGAAUGCUGAUCACUACAAGUUACAAGUAACUUACCAAUAUGAAAUCUGAUAAGGUCAGAUGACAAAAAUUUAGCUGCAAAAGUUUUCUAUGAACACCAGGGAAAAACUUUAAUAUUUUUCAGAGUCAUGGCCAGUUUAAAAUGUUUCCAGUUUUAUGCAGUCUCUUAAAUCAAACGGCUAGAGAAAGCAGUAGAAGUGCAGAAAAGCGGUUUGCUCAUGGUUUGUUUAUUAAGUGAAUCAUCUGAACAUAUUUGUACUGUGCCAGUACAGGAAGUAAACAAAGCAGGAACUAAUAACUGGCCUGGAAAAAACACAGAUUCUCCAUGAUAACAAAGCAUAUGCACUUUGUGCAAAUCUCAGGAGUGGGACAUUAAAUUGUCCUCCAGUGGCAGCAUGUCCUAAUUUUAUGUUUUUGGAAAACUAAAAAAAAAAAGAGAGAGAGAGAGAGCAAGAGAGGAAAAACUGCCAUCUUAAUUCCUGUGUAAAGAGAGCUUUCCCCAUCCAGUUUAUAGGAUCCAGUGAAGCAAAGUGCCUGUACUUACUGUACACAGGCUGACUUUGUCUCAUCAGAAUGACCUUCACUUAAAAUAUAUUACUCGCUGUCAGCUGAUGAGUACUUUUAAAGUGCCUAUUAACUCUUAUUGCCAGGAAUUAGGUUUCUUUUGUAGCUGUAUAUUUUACACUUUGUUCUCCGUGGUAAUUUGUAAUAAUUGGUAUGAAUUGGCACUAAUCUAUAAAUCCUUAAUUCCAGUGACAUCACAAUAUGCACAAUAUUAUGCAUUUCAGUUGAAAUGAUUUUUCCGUAAGGUUUUCAUUUCAAUCUCCCUGAAUCCGUUUAUGUUUAGGUAACGCUCUGGCUUUUCUUGUACUCUGUGAUGAUGUAGUGAUGAAAUGGUUUGGACUAUUGUUUGCUGUUUAUUGUUGUUUUUUUAAUCACAAAACAAUG
Messenger RNA from Toxotes jaculatrix (banded archerfish), 6090 nucleotides. It is a transcript of the gene fyco1a, whose product is annotated as FYVE and coiled-coil domain autophagy adaptor 1a. The coding region runs from base 162 to 4703 and encodes 1513 amino acids. The transcript is spliced from 18 exons. The record is from RefSeq and is a predicted model, not a curated record. Lineage: Eukaryota; Metazoa; Chordata; Actinopteri; Toxotidae. Gene Ontology annotation, molecular function: metal ion binding. Gene Ontology annotation, cellular component: lysosome; autophagosome; late endosome. Gene Ontology annotation, biological process: positive regulation of autophagosome maturation; plus-end-directed vesicle transport along microtubule.